GAGAGAGGGAGAUCCAGGUUCUUCAGACGCAGGGAGAAAGCCCAAGAGGCGUGAAAGAGAGAGAACACACCUCCUUGUGUGUUGAGGCAAAACCUUCCUCGCCUGCAGAACUGGCGUGCAGGCUCUUGAGAAGAGGAGGAGAUGGCUUUCAGAAGGAAACUCCGCUUCAGACUGAAGAGCAAGGUGAACAAUGCCUUGUCCCAAUUAAUGGAUUCUGACAUGGAUUAUGAAAGGCCAAACGUAGAAACCAUCAAGUGUGUUGUGGUUGGGGACAACGCCGUAGGCAAGACCAGGCUCAUUUGUGCCCGUGCAUGUAAUGCCACGCUGACACAGUACCAGCUUCUUGCCACGCAUGUGCCCACCGUUUGGGCCAUCGAUCAGUAUCGCGUUUGCCAGGAGGUCUUGGAGCGCUCCCGAGAUGUCGUGGAUGACGUCAGUGUUUCCUUGCGCCUUUGGGAUACAUUUGGGGACCAUCACAAGGACCGGCGCUUUGCUUAUGGACGGUCGGACGUGGUAGUAUUAUGCUUCUCCAUUGCAAACCCCAAUUCCCUUCACCACGUGAAGACAAUGUGGUACCCGGAAAUCAAGCACUUCUGCCCCCGAGCCCCUGUCAUCCUCGUCGGCUGCCAGCUUGACCUUCGCUACGCUGACCUGGAAGCAGUAAAUCGAGCUCGGAGACCCUUAGCCAGGCCAAUCAAGCCCAAUGAGAUUUUGCCCCCCGAGAAGGGCCGAGAGGUGGCCAAGGAACUGGGGAUCCCCUAUUACGAAACCAGUGUCGUCGCCCAGUUCGGGAUCAAGGACGUCUUUGACAACGCGAUCCGAGCGGCCCUCAUCUCCCGCCGGCACCUCCAGUUCUGGAAGUCCCACCUGCGCAACGUCCAGCGGCCGCUGCUCCAGGCGCCGUUCCUGCCCCCCAAGCCCCCUCCGCCCAUCAUCACCGUCCCCGACCCGCCUUCCAACAACGAAGAGCGCCCGGCCCACCUGCUGGAAGACCCCUUGUGUGCGGACGUCAUUCUGGUGCUGCAAGAGAGGGUCAAAAUCUACGCGCACAAGAUCUACCUCUCCACCUCCUCCUCCAAGUUCUACGACCUGUUCCUGAUGGACCUGAGCGAGGAGGACCAGCAGGAGCCGCCGGGGCGCGGCGCCGGGGCGGGUGUUGCCGAGCGGACUCUCCACCAGGAGCAGCGGCACCAUCACGGCCGGGAGUUCCUCCUGAGAGCGGCCAGCUUUGACAUCUGCGAGAGCGUGGACGAGGCUGGCUCCAGCCAGCACAAACCGUGCCUUAGAGCCUCCACCAGCGACGGGAUCCUGCGGGGCAAGAACUACGGGGAGCGGGGGCUCCGGCGGGGGAGGAUCCUCUCCUCCUGGAGCCGUGCCUUUGUCAGCAUCCAGGAGGAGAUGGCCGACGACCCCGUGACGUACAAGCCCCGCCCGAUGGUGGUGGUGAAGAUGGACCCCUCCGUCCAGUUGGGGCCCUUCCGGGCCGUGCUGAAGUACCUCUACACCGGGGAGCUGGACGAGAACGAGCGGGACCUCAUGCACAUCGCCCACAUUGCCGAGCUGCUGGAAGUCUUUGACCUCAGGAUGAUGGUGGCCAACAUUCUCAACAACGAGGCGUUCAUGAACCAGGAGAUCACCAAAGCCUUCCACGUCAGGAGAACCAACCGGGUUAAGGAGUGCCUGGCCAAGGGAACCUUUUCUGAUGUCACCUUUAUCCUGGAUGAUGGUGCUAUCAGUGCCCACAAGCCGUUGCUCAUCUCCAGUUGUGAUUGGAUGGCUGCCAUGUUUGGGGGUCCCUUUGUAGAGAGCUCAACUCAAGAGGUGGUGCUACCUUACACCAGCAAGAGCUGCAUGCGGGCGGUGCUCGAGUACCUGUACACCGGCCAGUUUUGUUCCACGAUGGACCUCGACUACAUGAAACUCAUCAUUCUGGCCAAUCGCCUCUGCCUGCCACACCUGGUUGCGCUCACAGAGCAGUUCACGGUGUGCGGUCUGAUGGAAGUGACUCCAAUGUUAGUGGACAUUGAUGGGGACGUCCUUGUGUUCCUGGAGUUGGCACAGUUCCAUGGUGCCUACCAGCUUGCCGACUGGUGCCUCCAUCACAUCUGCACCAACUACAACAACAUCUGUCGCAAGUUCCCUCGUGAGAUGAAAGCCAUGUCAGCAGAGAACCAAGACUACUUUGAGAAGCACCGGUGGCCCCCCGUCUGGUACCUGAAGGAAGAGGACCAUUUCCAGCGAGCCAAGAAAGAGCGGGAGAAGGAAGACUACCUCCACCAAAAACGGCAACCCAAGCGGAGGUGGCUGUUCUGGAACGCCUCCUCCCCAUCCCAGUCCCCUUCUUCGUCGACGGCCACCGCUUCAUCAUCCUCUUCCUCCUCCUCCUCCGCCGUGGUCUGAGGGAUUCGCUGUCCCACGCUUCCGUCUCUCUUAUCAGGAGAGAGUCAGCCACCACCCAGAGCCAACCUCUGGUCCAGCCGGCUCGAAGGGAGGAGAGAGAGGAGAGGAGAAGGGAGAACGGCACCAUCAGCGGAGACCCUCAGUGGAAACGAAUGAGCAUGAACACCCCUGGGAGGCUGAGGCGAAUCCGCACAGACGCAGCUCGGAGCCGGAGCAUCCUCCAUCCUCACGCAGAGCGGCCCCGAUCCCCGCCCCAGCCAGCCGGUCAGCCAGCCGGUCAGCCAGCCAGGCUUGGUGCCCAUUGCCCAGACAGAACGGCAGCCGGGACGAUUUCCUUCCCAGUGGGCUCGCUUACCUAGCAGGACAGUCUUCAUGUUUACAGGAAUGCAAGAGGAAUGCAAAAAUAAAGAACAGGAAAGAGAUAAAAACAAGUCUGCUGCGAGGAAAUGCAGUGUUUUUAAGUUAUUAUUUCUCUGAGAAAGGCAAAAAAAAAGUUAUUUGGUGCCUCGCGUUUGUCCACUUGCCGUGCCGUAACAUUUCAAGGUAAAGGUAAAGGUUUUCCGCUGACAUUAAGGCCAGUCGUGCCCGACUCUGGGGGUUGGCGCUCAUCUCCAUUUCUAAGACAAAGAGCCGGCGUUGUCCGUAGACACCUCCAAGGACAUGUGGCCAUUGGCAGGACUGCAUGGAGCCCCCGAUGGCAGCGUGGGUUAAAGUGCUGAGCUGCUGAACUUGUUGACCACAAGGUCGCAGGUUUGAAUCCAGGGAGCGGCGGAUUGUUUAUCUCUCGCUGUAGUGCUUAGUUGCGUGAACAGGUUUACUGCUCUUGCACUGAGCUUUGAGUGACAUCCUUUAGCAUUUUCUGUCAGAAACUCGGCAAUAAUAAUAAUAAUAAUAAUAAUAAUAAUGGUAAAAACUUUAUUUGUAUAACGCUCUGUCUCCCCGAGGGAGGGGGACUCAGGGCGGUUUCCAAGUAACAUCACCAAAACAUACGGAGUAAAGAGCACGACAUAAAAUUAACCAAACAACAUAAGCAUAAAAUUAUCACAAGUGAGGUUUAUAUAUCUGUGGAAUGAUGUCCAGGUUGGGAGAAAGAAAGAUCUCUUGCCUUCUUGAGGCAGGUGUGAAUGUUGCAAUUGGCUACCUUGAUUAGCAGUGAAUGGCCUUGCAGCUUCACAGCCUGGCCGCUCCCUGCAUGGAGGUGUUAGCUGGCCCUGAUUGUUUCUUCACUGGAAUACAGAGGUGUUCGCUGGUAAAUGGAGCCCCCAGUGGCGCGGUGGGAUAAACCACUGAGCUGCUGAACUGGCUGACCGAAAGGUCGGCGAUUUGAAUCCAGGGAAUGGGGUGAGCUCCUGCUAUUAGCUCCAGCUUCUGCCAACCUAGCAGUUCAAAAACAUGCAAACGCGAGUAGAUCAAUAGGUACCACUUCUGCGGGAAGGUAAUGGCGCUCCAUGCAGUCAGGCCAGUGGCCACGUGACCUUGGAGGUGUCUACGGACAACGCCGGCUCUUCAGCUAAGAAAUGGAGAUGAGCACCAGAGUCCCAGAGUCGGACGCGACUGGACUUAAUGUCAGGGGAAAACCUUUAACAUUUCAAGCUGCUGUAGAUGCUGUGCCCCGAAUCUGUCCCCCAAAUCCCUCUUGUUGACUAGGUGGCCAUCUUUUUUUGUUUUUUUAGUUGCACUCAUCACCCCGAUGCUUAUCUUUAGGAUGUUUGCUUCCAGGCUGGGCACAUAUCCCGACAACAGCCAAAGGCAACGAAACCUCCUUUGCUAAGGCCAAGCCCUGGAAGAAGAAGACCCUGGUUGAUAGGGAACCGGAUUCUGUGCCGGGAAGGGGGGGGGGUCACCUGCAGCCGAAAGAGCCCUGGAAGGGGAAAGACGGCAGCCGACCCAGGCUGAGAAAAAUGCUGCCUCGCCUCUUCUUGCUGCAUUGUGUUUUUUAAAUAAAAACUUUGUUAGGAGCUUGCGAAACAAUCGAAAACAACAGCCAGUCGGUGACGGCAAGGAUCUUUUGGCCUGUUUUGGCCGAGAUGUUUGGGAGUGUAGUGCUAGGAAAUCCCAAGGUGUUGACACUCUUGUUGUUUUUUAAAAAAAUAAAUAAAAACAAACCAAUACAUAAACAACUUGGAUUUUAACGUGGAAGGUUCUGUUGUAAUAAAUGGUAUUUUAAAAAGA
Anolis sagrei ordinatus is the source of this 4572-nucleotide messenger RNA. RefSeq names its product Rho related BTB domain containing 2 (gene RHOBTB2). Gene Ontology annotation, cellular component: cytoskeleton; cell projection; cytoplasmic vesicle. Gene Ontology annotation, molecular function: GTPase activity; GTP binding; protein kinase binding. Lineage: Eukaryota; Metazoa; Chordata; Lepidosauria; Squamata; Anolidae. The record is from RefSeq and is a predicted model, not a curated record. Gene Ontology annotation, biological process: cortical cytoskeleton organization; small GTPase-mediated signal transduction; regulation of actin cytoskeleton organization.